AUGAAAAAUAGCUACAACUCAUCUCCUGCUGAAUUGCUUGAAUCCUCAAACACCAAAUUGUGGUCACUCAAGCUGACUCUGGAGGUGGCAGCUUGGUUCAUCUUGCUUAUUUUCAUCUUGGAGAUCCUUCUUAUGUGGAUAUCCAGCUUUUUCCUCUUCUGGAAGAAUGCCUGGAAUGUCUUUGACUUUGUUGUCACCGUAUCGUCCCUGCUUCCUGAGGUUGUGGUGCUGGUAGGGGUAACAGGCCAGUCUGUGUGGCUCCAGUUGCUGAGGAUUUGCCGGGUGCUAAGAUCUCUCAAACUCUUUGCACGAUUCCGUCAAAUUCGAGUCAUUAUUUUGGCCCUGGUGAGGGCUCUCAAGAGCAUGACCUUCCUCUUGAUGUUGCUGCUCAUCUUCUUCUACAUUUUUGCUGUGACUGGUGUCUACUUCUUUGAGGAUUUCACCCGUUCAACUCGCCAGGACCUGAAGUACCACAUGUUCUUCUCGGACCUGCUGAAUUCCCUAGUGACAGUGUUCAUCCUCUUCACCAUGGACCAUUGGUACGCACUGCUUCAGGAUAUCUGGAAGGUGCCUGAAGUCAGCCGUGCCUUCAGCAGCAUCUAUGUCAUCCUUUGGUUGUUACUUGGUUCCAUUAUCUUUCGAAACAUUAUAGUAGCUAUGAUGGUUACUAAUUUCCAGAAUAUCAGGAAUGAGCUGAAUGAGGAGAUGACACAUCUGGAGGUUCAGCAUAAAGCCGACAUAUUCAAGCGGCAGAUUAUCCAGAGGAGACAAAACCUGUCCCCUGAAGCAAUGAGGUCAAGCCUAAGCAAAGUGGAUGCCAGAGAUGCCAGCCAACAAAGAGAAUCUUUGGACUUAUCAAAAGCUUUUGAAGAAGAGUCUAAACACAGUGCUGAUGAAGAGGGUUCAAGAACAUCUGCACCGAAAAUAAAAGAUUCCUUGUCAAAAACGAAGAAGUCCUCAUCUUCCUCCUCCUCCUCUUCCUCUUCCUCUUCUUCCUCCUCAUCUUCAUCUUCCUCCUAUUCCUCUUCUUCUGAGUCCAGAUAUUUAGAUUCCAUUGGUCCGUUGGACUGGGAGACUCAUGUGCACCAGAAUCUGCCUGGGCUAAUGGAAAUGGAUCAGGAUGACCAUGUCGUUUGGCCUAGAGAUUCACUCUUCCGAUAUUUUGAAUUGCUAGAAAAACUUCAGUAUAACCUAGAGGAGCGUAAGCGGUUGCAGCAGUUUGCAGUGCAGGCACUGAUGAACUUUGAAGACAAAGAAAGCUGACAAUGGAUGGCUUCGAUUUCUUUGGCAAAAAUUAAUGAAAGGAAUAGUUGGAAAUGGAAAACUCAAAGUAUAAAUGUCUAAUAAAUACUGUUGAUAAUUA
Messenger RNA from Leptonychotes weddellii (Weddell seal), 1363 nucleotides. Lineage: Eukaryota; Metazoa; Chordata; Mammalia; Carnivora; Phocidae. The record is from RefSeq and is a predicted model, not a curated record.